Engraulis encrasicolus (European anchovy) is the source of this 2188-nucleotide messenger RNA. RefSeq names its product cytochrome P450 2J4-like. Gene Ontology annotation, molecular function: heme binding; iron ion binding; oxidoreductase activity, acting on paired donors, with incorporation or reduction of molecular oxygen, reduced flavin or flavoprotein as one donor, and incorporation of one atom of oxygen. NCBI's taxonomy places the organism in Eukaryota, Metazoa, Chordata, Actinopteri, Clupeiformes, Engraulidae. Gene Ontology annotation, cellular component: intracellular membrane-bounded organelle; cytoplasm. The transcript has 9 exons. Gene Ontology annotation, biological process: xenobiotic metabolic process. The coding region runs from base 222 to 1721 and encodes 499 amino acids. The record is from RefSeq and is a predicted model, not a curated record.
GCCAGGAUAUUUUUGUACUGUAAAUUAUUAACCUAAAUAACAACAGUCAACUAUUUAGACCUUCAUUUCAGCCCAUAUAAGUGGUGUUUACCACUUGGUGUCUUUACUCAGGUGUGGAGGAGUGGUUUUCAGGUAGAGUUAACUGCUGUAGGCUAACCCUGUUACUUUCUAUAAACGUACUGGAACCUGCGGUUGGUUCAACACGGUUAAGGUUGAAAAAAAUGACAGUGAUAGCAUAUCUUUUAGAACUGAUUGACGUAAAAAGCGUAUUACUUUUUGUCUUAAUUUUCCUGCUGCUGUUGGACUACUUUAAGAAUAAACCACCAAAGAACUUUCCUCCUGGACCCCGGUCAUUGCCCUUCGUUGGGCACUUGCAUCACUUGACUGACUUCAGCAAAGUCCAUCUAGAGUUCGCAAAGUUUGCUGAGAAAUAUGGGCCUGUAUUCAACUUUCGGCUUUUCGGUCCACGACUUGUGGUUGUUAACGGCCACAAAAGAGUGAGAGAACUGUAUAUCAAUCAAGGAGACAAUUUGGCUGACAGACCAACUGGUAUACCAUUAUUUGAUGACAUGAUUGGUGGCAAAGGUCUUAGUUUAUCAAAUGGAUAUAGCUGGAAACAGCAAAGGAGGUUUGCUCUGCACACUCUGAGAAACUUUGGAUUGGGCAAAAGAAGCCUUGAGCCAUCAAUUCUUCUGGAAUGCCGAUAUCUAAACGAAGCAUUUAGCAAUGAGCAAGGUAAGGCCUUUGACCCACAAUUGGUCAUUAACAAUGCUGUGUCCAACAUCAUCUGUGUGUUGGUGUUUGGGGACCGUUUCGAGUACACCGACGAUGAAUUCCGGUCCCUCCUAAAGAACAUCAAUUUAGUCAUCAGUCUUGAGGCGGACAUUUGGGCACAGAUGUACAAUCUGCUCCCAUGGUUGAUGCGCAGAAUUCCCGGCCCACACAGGAAACUAUUGGCCGUUUGGGGUGGCAUUGUCGACUUCGUAAGGGGGAAAGUGAAAGACCAUAAAGCAGACUAUGAUCCCUCAAAUCCCAGAGACUAUAUUGACUGCUUCCUUGGAGAAAUGGAAAAGUGGAAGGAUGACAAAGCAGCAGGCUUCAAUGUGGAGAAUUUGUGCUACUGCGCCCUGGACCUGUUUUUAGCUGGAACUGAGACCACGUCUACCACACUGUACUGGGCACUGCUGUACAUGAUCAAGUAUCCAGAGAUACAGCGAAAGGUGCAGGAGGAGAUUGAUCGAGUGGUGGGAUCGUCAAGACAGCCUUCUGUGGCCGACCGGGAGAACAUGCCUUACACAGACGCUGUCAUCCAUGAGAUUCAGAGAGUGGGAGACAUUGUGCCGUUGAAUGUGACAAGAAGUUCCACCCAAGACACCCAAGUUGGAGACUAUGUUAUUCCUAAGGGAACAAUGGUAAUGGGGACCCUACAUUCUAUUCUGUUUGACGAGACGGAGUGGGAGACCCCUCACACCUUCAACCCAGGCCACUUCCUGGAUGCAGAGGGCAAGUUCAGGAAGAGGGAGGCCUUCCUGCCGUUCUCCUUGGGUAAAAGAGUGUGUCUGGGAGAGCAGCUGGCUAGAAUGGAGCUGUUCCUUAUCUUCACCUCUCUGCUGCAGCGAUUCUCCUUCUCACCACCAGAGGGCGUUGAACCCAGCUUGGAGUCCAGACUUGCAGUCACUCAUUGCCCCAAGCCCUACCAACUGUGUGCUGUCCCUCGCUAAAAUGUAUAACAUUGUUUCCCCUUUUUCCAUUUCAUUUAAUUUCAUUGUUAAUUUUGUGUGGUAGGCUAUUUGUUUUUAAAGUAUGUAGGCCAUACAUUGUUUACAAUAGGGGUGAAUUCAGGUUAAUUGGGCAGGUACUCCACCACCAGUAGGUGGCACUGUACUGAUGUAGCCGGUACAUGGUAUACAUAAUAUUGAUACUGCACAAUGAUACAUGGUUCAGUGUGCCCUUGAGUGUUCAAGUAAAAGGAUGAAUUUUACAUACGGUUUCCUCAUCAUUUGAUAUUACUACAAUUCCUCCUGUGAGCAACACCACAAAUUACAGCUGAUUGUAGGGCCCACAAUUAGCUGCUACGCCACUGUUUCCUACAUCUGCCUGCUGACAUGAUGAUGCAAAACACUUCUGACAUAUGCCUUGCCUUGUUAUUGAUACCAUACAUGUCAAAAUAAAUGUAAAUGCUUGUGUC